UAUGCCACGUGGCACGAUCUGAGUUAGGGGGACGGCCUCUAAAAUGAGAAAGGAGAAAAUUGAAGGGAUAUGGACGUGUGACACGGCGCUGUAAUCCCAUUCCCAACUCUUCGGCGGCUCACUCGAUCAGCCUCUCCUCCUCUCUACCUGCCCCGCAUCUCGAAUAUUUGGCCAGUAAAGCGAAAGUGAAGGGUUUGCAAAUCGGCUAGCAGUUCAGAGAAAAUGGGGGUUGUUGGAUGGAGGGUUCGUUCGAUGGUCCAACAUUUGGGUUGGAACUGUCGCCGGGGCCUCUCGUCCGCUGCGGUUCAAUCUCAGUUGGAGAAUGUAGGAUUCAUAGGACUGGGAAAUAUGGGUGCCCAUAUGGCGAGGAACCUGGUAAUGGCUGGAUAUAAAGUGACUGUUCAUGAUGUCAAUGAGAAUACCAUGAAGAAAUUCUCGGAUGAUGGAAUUCCCACAAAACUGUCUCCACUUGAAGUGUCCAAGUCUAGUGAUGUCGUAAUUACGAUGCUGCCUUCGUCUGCCCAUGUAUUAGAUGUAUACAAUGGACGGAAUGGUUUGCUUGCUAAUGGGGGCUGCCUUGGACCUUGGUUGUAUAUAGAUUCAUCCACAGUUGAUCCACAAACAUCAAGGAAAAUAUCCAUGGACAUCUCAAGAUGCACUUUGAAAGAAAAGAAAGCCUAUGCUGAAAAACCGAUGAUGCUGGAUGCUCCUGUUUCCGGAGGUGUUCCUGCUGCAGAAGCUGGGAAACUCACUUUCAUGGUAGGUGGUUCAGAAGAAGCAUAUCUAGCAGCAAAACCCUUACUUCUCUCAAUGGGCAAAAAAACAAUAUAUUGUGGCGGGGCUGGAAAUGGCUCGGUUGCAAAGAUUUGUAACAACAUGGCAAUGGCCAUCAGCAUGCUUGGAGUCUCCGAAGCUUUUGCUCUUGGUCAGAAUCUCGGCAUCAAAGCUAGCGUUCUUACAGACAUAUUCAACUGCUCAAGUGCCCGCUGCUGGAGCAGUGACACAUAUAACCCAGUUCCUGGAGUAAUGAUGGAUGUGCCAUCAUCGAGGAACUAUGAUGGUGGUUUCACCUCCAAACUAAUGACCAAAGAUUUGGAUUUGGCCAUGGCCUCUGCAUCUGGAGUUGGCUUCAAUUGUCCCUUUGGUUCUCAGGCACUUGAAAUUUACCGAAAGCUAUGUGCUGAUGGCUGUGAACUCAAGGACUUCUCAUGUGCAUUUCGCCACAACUAUGCUGGCAAAGAUGAAAAUUGAUCUUGUAGCUCUGCCACCUAACUUGCCACCUGUUAAAAUAAAUAAAGCAAUAAAAAGUUGUGUGAUUGAAGUGUACUCAGGCAAAGUUGGACUAUCCUUUGUAAAGUGAAUUAUCUUAAUUGACGCCUUUCAGCCUGUAAAAUCAAAUCCAUUGGCUCAAAGCAAAGCUUUCUCUGACAUUUGUACUAAAUUGAUUUUACUGAGGUAUUGUCCCUCUUGUAUUUUCAGGGCUGUGUCAACAUAAAGUGUACUCUUGCUGCAUUCGGACCAAGUAUUCCAUACUAUGUGUAACAAUGUAAUUAGACAUAGGCAUCAAGUUCUGUAUGUAUGAUCAGAAAAUGUACACCAAGGAGAGCCCUGUGCUGUUGUGCACAUAUUGACAUAUUGUACAAAGAAAUGUAGCAAUCGCAUUGCCAAGCAAAUGACUUGAUGAAUAAGAACAUCAGAUUUGGCAGAAUAAA
Messenger RNA from Oryza sativa Japonica Group (Japanese rice), 1712 nucleotides. Its product is annotated as probable 3-hydroxyisobutyrate dehydrogenase, mitochondrial. Gene Ontology annotation, biological process: L-valine catabolic process. The record is from RefSeq and is a predicted model, not a curated record. NCBI's taxonomy places the organism in Eukaryota, Viridiplantae, Streptophyta, Magnoliopsida, Poales, Poaceae. Gene Ontology annotation, molecular function: NAD binding; NADP binding; 3-hydroxyisobutyrate dehydrogenase activity.